UGAACGUAAAUUUGCGAGAUGUUCAACAUGGCAGCCCGAUAGCUGUAGGCCAGCAUAGCGAGAGCAUUACAGUCGUAAAUUUACGCUGCAUGUAUUGGAGGGAAGGAUUCGAGUGUCACAAUAUUGUGACUGGAUCAAGCCGGUUAGAGAAUGUAAACUGAUGAUCCUGACUCCUUGUACAAGUACAAAGAGGACUGGUUGUAAGCGUGGAUGAUUCUUAACGUUUUUAUCAUCUGGAACCAAAACUGUAAUCUCAGAAGCAAUUUCUGAAAAUGGCAUCAGCACUAAAUGAAGAUAGUGUUGAAAAAAAGUUGAAAACUGUUAACAACACACAAGACAGCAUUCAAAGUUUGUCAUUGUGGAUCAUCCAUCACAAAUCUCAUCAUGGAAAGAUUGUUGAGCUAUGGAUGAAAGUUUUGAAGAAAACUGUUCAUCCUUCGCACCGUCUGACGCUGUUUUAUCUGUGCAAUGAUGUUGUGCAGACCUGCAAGAAAAAGAAGGCAUUUAUCUAUAAUUCAACAUUCAAAGAGCACCUGAGGGAAGCUGCUGCUCUUGUCAGGGAUGUCUCAGUGAAAGGCAAAGUGGAAAGAAUAUUCAACAUUUGGGAAGAAAGAGGAGUGUAUGAUGGAACUUUCAUCAAACAGUUGCAGGCUAUUCUAAAUGGAGGAACUGCCACGUCUAAAGCACAUAAGAAGAAAGACAGAAAAGCAGCUAGGCAUGGCAAACAUGCCUUGACAUUGCCUAAGAUUAAAGAAGAUGGUCGAGCUGUGAAGGACUCUAAAAAAGUCCAUGUGUCUGUAGAUGAGAAGCCUGAUAAUGGGCCUGUCAGCCCUCCAGGAACCCCAUAUGUUGACCAGACUGCCAAAGAGCCUCCUGCAGAAGCUCAGGCUAACGACAGUAUGACAGAACGAGACGCAGAGGAGAGUGCACGCAUUCUCGCAGAGUUUAAGCCUCACGAGAUGAUAGACCAAAUAACAGCUUUCCAGCGCCAGAAGUCUGAGAUACAGAUGAAAGUUAGUCAGCUGUCUCACCUGAGACUGGAUGCAUCAAGUAUUGAAGCGAUCAAACACCUGAAAGACAGAGCACAUGGAAAUGAUUUCUCCAGUCAUUUUGAGGACUCUUGCAUGAAGCUGGAGGAUCUAGUGAAAAGGCAAGCCCAGCAUCUUGAGGAUCAGCGAGCAUUGUUGGACACUUUGCAGACAAGCGAGACAUUUUACGAGGAGCAGUACAGGGAAGCCAAAAUUGUGGCCAAUGCGUACAAGAACUUUGGUGCCAGAAUAAACAAUAUGAAAAAAAGGCUGGACGAGCUGAAGAAAAGCAUGCCAGAACCAGACAGUCCCAUCCCAUCUCCAGACAUCAACGCCCCAUCCCCGGGCAACACUCCACCUCAUGUUGGAACUUCCAGCUAUGGUUAUAAUCCUGCCAGGCCCUCAAUGGACUAUCCUCUGGAUGCUUGGAAUUACAAUGGUGCUGAUGGGGUCACUGGUGUGGGUCACUCUUUAAAUGAUGACAACACAUUUCAAGAAUCACCGCCUCUUGAAGCACCAUCACCUGAGGGGUCUCCUCCAGACCUGAACUUGGGAGGUUCAGAAACAACGAGUGCCAGCUUUGAAUCCCGUUUGGCAAGUUUCUUUGACCGGAACAACCAGUCAGAAUCGUCCAACCCACCAGUGUACACGCCUCGCCUGGCGUCCUCCAACAGUAAGUCCUUCAAGCUGGAUGAUGAAGGGGGAACAACUCCCCUAGAUGAUGAGACCCCCACCACUCCCGUACAGGAUGAGCACGCUGCGUCUCCACCCAAGAGAAAUACUCCUCCCAAGAAAGAGAACCCCAUUGAUUUCUUGUCUCGGCUGAUUUCUCAAACACAGAAAAACCCAACGACAAAGAGUGGGACUCCAAGUUUCUUGGAUAGUUUGACAUUAUUGUCCAAUGUUGGCAAAUCUGCGACGACCCUGGACCGGGAUUCCUCCAGGGACGUUGACACGGGCUCGCAAUCCUGGGCGUCCUGGAAGUCGAAAUCAAACGAAGUGAACACCUCGCCCUCUCACCCGUCAUCUCCCUUGGGCUACUCUCCAGCACAGCCGACAUCACCCACCCAGUUCCCCCCGAGGACCCCAACAAUGGUCCCUCCUCCCAUACCAAUGCCGGUUCCUCCCCCCAUAGGCAUGAGCAUGAGCCUCACCAUGCCUCCACCGCCUCCUCCCCCUUUCACGCUCACUGCUGGACUUGCUACUCCAGAUUUCUCAAACCCGCCCCCUGGCUUUCAGCAGACAUCUCCGGGACAGAAAGAAAACUGGCCCGAGUCAGGUGUGAGUCCAGGUUCAGAUCUGCUGGGGGGUGGACGGUCAGCACACAACUCUGUCCUAAAGGAGCUGGUUCCUGCAGACAGCUUUGAGUCAAAGUCGGGUUCUAAGUCACCGUCAGUUCCCAAGCCGUCCACAUCCGUUAUGGAUCCAGAUGCCAUGGAUAUUGUCAGUGACGAGGAUGAAGAUAGGGAGGUGGGACCUGUGGGAGGGGAACUUGGUGGGGAGGCAAAAGCAGAAUUUGCUCAGAAACUAAAGCAGAAGACGUCAGCUCAGAGCUCGCUCAAGUCUCAUGUGUUUGUGCCCAACCCUGAGCGACCCAACUUAAUGACCCUAACCGUGCAGGAUGAUCUGGACGAGGAGGACAUGAUAGACGAAGAUACUGUCAUGGAAGAUGCGCCGUCAUGGUCCUCGAGGUCUCGAAAAUCCUCUCACAAGUCAAGGUCACGGUCGAGGUCACGAGAAAAGGAAAGAUCACAUCGGCAUAAGAAGAAGAAAAAGCACAAGCGCAGCAACUACAGUGAUGAUGAAGAUUCCAGAAUUUCCGACUCUGGAAAUGACAGUAAGAAUGUUGGGAGUGUUGUCAAGAGGGUGGAUUCUCGCUCAGGCAGCAGAGGUCGGGAUAAAGGCGACAAGUUUGACGAUAAAUAUAGGGAUGACCGCUAUGACGAUAGAAAGCAUGACCAGCUUGAAGACAGAGACUAUGGAAGCAGGAAACCUAUGAACAGAAACGAACGUGGAUCAAAAGAGUUCAGAGAUCCAGUGGAGGCUUACACCCAAGCCUAUCGCGACGCUAUGUUCCAACAAUUCAACCAGGGUCGUUUUGGGUCGUACGCUAGCGGGCCACAGCACAUGGAGCCUCCGCGCAGGCCUAGUUUCAGGAAAUAUUGACCUUCCUUGUCACUUUGUUCCUCAUUAUGCUAAGCGACACCAAUUAUUGACUACGGUGAGCUUUCUUGUGUGAAAUGAUAGUCACAUUCUUUCAGAUUUUCAUACUUGAGCACUGGAAAAAUGUUGAGUCAGUUCAUGAAAAGUGCUCAGGGACGUAUCACCAACUGUAGCUAGUACUGUUGAGAGUCAUGGUUCAGCGAUUGUUUGAUAUUUAUAUCAUCGUGAUCAGUAGAACAAAGUGUAUCACAUGGUAUUAUUGGCUAGUACGUAGUGUCAAUAAUGCAAGCAUCGGAGUUUGACAGAAUCACAAGAAGUUUGGUGAAAAAAAAAUUGUAUAUUGACAGUUUUUCCUUUUUCAAAAAGCAUACAUUUUGGACAUAUGAAAUAAUCAUUUCCAGGGGGGAUAAUAUCCCCGGAAAUGACGGCCUGUGGUGAACCUGUUCUCACGGUGUUUCCUGUCUAUGAGCACACAACUUCAUAGCAAUGUUUCUUGCCUGUGACAGGAAUUGCAUUGUUGGAACCUACCUGGACACAUAUGUAGUAUUGCUGCUGCAUGUGUGUCAAGAUCCUACUUCAGUCAUCAAAAGAAGCCCUUGUAAGAGCUGUUAAAGGGAUUAUUCUGAGAUUGUUAAUGUUUGGGUUGGUGUUUGGUCAUUUUUCAUUUUGGUCCCUGGAAAACUUGCACAUACACUCUUGCUGUUGUGUUCGUUGAUCUGGGCCUUUUGUAUAGAGAGGAACCAUCUUGAGAAAAUUUUCUGAAUUGUCUCUUCUAAAUUUUUGAUAGGUGUGAAUUAACGAUUUAAGUCUUUACUUUUUGUAUUGCCACUUCAAGAGAGAGCAACAAAUUUUUUAUUAUGAAGAACACCUGUCAUUGAUUGAUAAGGAGACAGCUGAUUGGCUGACUUGUUGUAAAAUUGAAAGUCAACCAGGCCACUGGUGUGAGCAUUUUUAUAUUUAUCUCCAAGAGAUAAUUUUGAGCGAUGAAUAAUUUUCAUGUCUGUCUGGUUUAUGAAUGAAAAUGUAUCGAAAGAGUGUGAUGUCCAGAAGCCUCUGUCCCUAUGCAGCUAUGUUAUUACAUUUGUCUAAGAUAGUAUUAUAAUGCUGGUGAUUGAGAAGAAGCUUUUAUGAUAUUGCUUGGUAACUGAAUUUUCUAUGAUUUUCUGAUUUUGAUUUUGUUGGCUCUAAUUUUUGGGGCUGUUUCAUUCGUUUUCUUUUUUUUCUCCUUUCAUUUUCUCAGUUCAUGUGAAUUCUCUGAACCAAAUUUGAACAGAAAACGCUAACAGGGUAACUGAAACUAUUAAGCUGCUGCCAAUAAAUUAGUAUCAUUUCUAGAAAUAGUCUAAAGUCUAGUGGUUAGCAUGCAGGACUCACAAUGAUAAGAUCAGGGGCUCGAUCUGAAUCUCAAGAUCAGCAGUAUUAUGAAAUUUGCUUGUUAACCUGUCAUUGGUUACUUCGCAGGCAACAGGGGCAGAAAAGUGUAAUUGACGGUGCCCGGCAUCUCAGAUUUAAAGGGGAAAAUAAAGCACUUAAAGAGAAAAGAUGAUCGUGUUGAUCUAAAGUGUCUACCUCUGGAAGAAAGAGGACAGACGAAAGGAGAGCUAGUUUUGUUGCUUUCCCAAUCCUUGCCCUCCCCUUUUUUUCAAAUGUUGUACCUUAAUGGCAGUUAUUUAUACAUAGAAAUGAAAAUGUUAUAGCAGCAUAUCUUGCUCAAAACGUUUAAAAUCAGACAUGUGGAAAAUGCAGCUUUCUGCUGUCCAGAACAUUUGACUUUCUCGGCCGUCAAUCAUAAGAUGAUGACUGUAGCGUCCUUGUACUCAUUGUAACAUGAUAGAAAUGGGAAUUGUUCAUUUUCAUCACCACAAGAUUCUAUUUUGCAGAAUGAAAGGUAUAUUUUUUUUCCUGUAUUGUUUUUUUCCUCUGUCUUUUCAUUUUUUGUCAUGCAUGUGUAGAGUUUAUGAGGGUUCCAAUUCUGGUAUUGCGUACUUGGGUUCAAUGAAGGCGAUAUUAGCAGCACCCUUAGCAAUGCUGUCUCGGCAAUGAAACGUCCCUUCAACUGUUUUUGUCACCUUUGUAUUGCCAGGAAAGUUGGCAGUACUUGUGUCAACAAAUUUGUGGAAGUCAAUGACCAAGUACAUUGUCAUAGAGAACCUGAAGUCUCCAGUACAGAGGAAGAGACAUGUUUGUGAAAAAUAUGUUGGCACUGAUGUCACAGUCUUAGUAUUCUUAAGUCUUUACCUGAACUUGAUUUUUAUCACACAACAUCUCAGAGAAUGCAGUUUCCUCAGAUACGUUAUCCUUUCUCUUAUCUUGUCUUUUCUUUAUGCAAGUACUUGUUGUAUGAAUAAGUUGGGAGAGGUUCAUAGAAGGCAUUCAUAAUUAACCACAAGCAUGCUCGUGUGUAUAUAUAAAUGCAUUCCAUUUCUAUAUUCAUUUUAUAUUGAUCAAACUCAUGAUUUGACCAGAAAAUCAAAAUUCAUGUCCCUUUAGUUCUGUGCCUUGUUUUAAGCUUGAUUGGAAAAUGCCCCACCCCACAGUUUUAGUUAAUACAUUAGUGAGGUAAAGAUAAAGCUUUCAUAAAAAUGGUCAGCCUCUAUUUUUUAUAGCAAGUGGGUCAGUGAAUAUGAAGGUGGGCUGCUUUCGAGUUUUCAGGGACAUUAUAAUGAGAGUGAGAGUCUUGAGCUGUUCUGUGUUUUACUAUUUUAGUGAACUCUUAUGUGUGAUUUGAAUUUGGGGCUGUUGGAGACUGUUGGCCUGGUGUACAACAAAUACUCUGUUUUCACAGUUUACUUUUUUUUUUUUGGGGGGGGGGGGGGCAUACUU
Aplysia californica (California sea hare) is the source of this 6014-nucleotide messenger RNA. RefSeq names its product regulation of nuclear pre-mRNA domain-containing protein 2. The transcript has 12 exons. Gene Ontology annotation, molecular function: RNA polymerase II complex binding. The coding region runs from base 273 to 3194 and encodes 973 amino acids. Gene Ontology annotation, cellular component: RNA polymerase II, holoenzyme. The record is from RefSeq and is a predicted model, not a curated record. Gene Ontology annotation, biological process: mRNA 3'-end processing. NCBI's taxonomy places the organism in Eukaryota, Metazoa, Mollusca, Gastropoda, Aplysiida, Aplysiidae.